Closterium sp. Naga37s-1 is the source of this 462-nucleotide messenger RNA. The record is from the annotation of a GenBank genome assembly. Lineage: Eukaryota; Viridiplantae; Streptophyta; Zygnematophyceae; Desmidiales; Closteriaceae.
AUGCCCUAUGAGCCCCUUCCCUCACUCUUCCCGAUCACUCUCGAGGAGGCGGAGGAGAAGGAGGAGGUGGUCGCACCUCCUGCCAUGCCCUAUGUCCCUACCUCGGUCCCCACCCCACCUCCGCCUUCAGUCUACCCUCGUGUGAUUCCCCCUGCCCCGCCUUCUUCCUCCUCACCCGAGGUGCCACCGUCUGUGGAGAUCACCGACAGGCAGCGCCUUGAGACUGAGCAGCUGCAGGACGAGAGCAGUAUGGAUGGAGUACAGCAGAGUGGGGGGCAGGAGAUAGGGGAGCAGCAGUCAGGGGAGCAGCAGAGUGGGGAGCAGCAGAUAGGGGAGGAGCGGAUUGAGGAGCAGCAGAUGGUGGACCAGCAGCUAGGGGAGCAGCAGACAGGGGAGCCGCAGACGGGGGAGCAGGAGAUGUGGGGAAUUAGAGAUGGUGGUCGUAUUAUGCUUGGGCUUUAG